Messenger RNA from Hippocampus comes (tiger tail seahorse), 2308 nucleotides. RefSeq names its product arachidonate 5-lipoxygenase-like. Lineage: Eukaryota; Metazoa; Chordata; Actinopteri; Syngnathiformes; Syngnathidae. The coding region runs from base 159 to 2186 and encodes 675 amino acids. Gene Ontology annotation, molecular function: protein binding; oxidoreductase activity, acting on single donors with incorporation of molecular oxygen, incorporation of two atoms of oxygen; iron ion binding. The transcript is spliced from 14 exons. Gene Ontology annotation, biological process: lipid oxidation. The record is from RefSeq and is a predicted model, not a curated record.
AACAUGGUUAAAAAAAAAAAAAGUGUCUGAAAAUGGGUGGCACUGAAUGAGUUGGGAAGGGCUGGGGAGGAGACCAUAAAUGUACAACAAUUUCCUCUUCUGUGCUCACAUCGGAUUUCAGAAACUUUUUGAGAACUUUUCCAUCUGACGCGGCAGCAAUGGCGUACACAUAUGUGGUGAGCGUGGCCACGGGAACUCAAGGCAGGUCAGGGACCGAUAACUACAUCAGCAUAACGCUGGUGGGCACCGAGGGCUGCAGCCAGAAGACACGGCUGGACAAACCUAAGCACGAUGACUUUGAGAGGGGCUCUGUGGAUUCCUACCCGAUCAAGGUGCAGGAGAACUUGGGUGAACUUGUGUUGGUGAAGCUGGAGAAGAAAAAAUACAUGGCACAGGACGACUGGUACUGCAGGUACGUCUCGGUCAGGACUCCAGGUGGGGACAGCGUGGAGUUCCCAUGCUAUCGCUGGCUGGUGGAUGACAAGGAAGUGGUGCUGCGGGAUGGACGAGCUCACCUGCCUCAGGAUGAUAAAACGAGCCCGUUCAAGCAGCUCAGACAAACCGAACUGGAAAUGAGGCGGAAAGCCUACAGAUGGAUGAGGUGGCAGCCCGGCUUUCCUAUGAGCAUAGAUGCAAAAAGACAUCAGGAUUUGCCCCGGGACAUCCAGUUCAACAGCGAGAAAGAAGUGGAUUUUGUGCUGAAUUACAGGAAAGCAAUCCAGAACCUGCUCAUGAACCGCUUCACGUGCAUGUUCCAGUCAUCCUGGAAGGACAUAGCCCAUUUUAAGAAGAUCUUUUUCAGCAUCAAAAACCCAAUCUCAGGUUAUGUGAUGCAACACUGGAAAGAGGAUUUCAUGUUUGGCUACCAGUUUCUGAAUGGCUGCAAUCCUGUCCUGAUCCAAAAGAUUAGCAAACUUCCCGACAAGUUUCCCGUCACCAAUGAGAUGGUUGCUGUCAGCCUGGAGAGAGAGUUGACUCUCGAACAAGAAAUAAAGGCGGGGAACAUCUACAUGGUGGAUUACGAAGUGUUGGAUGGCAUCAAAGCAAACGAUACAGACCCAAAGACUCCGCAAUACAUGACAGCUGCCAUCUGUCUUCUGUACAAGAACACACAGAACGAGAUCCUUCCGAUAGCCAUCCAGUUGGGUCAGAUUCCAGGUGAGGACAACCCCAUCUUCCUGCCCACAGACAGCGAAGACGACUGGCUCCUGGCAAAAAUGUGGGUGCGCUCGACCGACUUCCAGCACCACCAGACGGUCACUCACUUGCUCAGGACGCAUCUGAUCUCAGAGAUGUUUGCCAUCGCUAUGUUCAGGCAGCUCCCCGCAGUCCACCCUGUUUUUAAGCUACUCAUUCCACAUGUGCAUUUCACCAUCGCUAUAAACACCAAGGCCAGAGAACAGCUCAUCUGUGAACAUGGUCUCUUUGAUAAGGCGAAUGCUACAGGUGGAGGUGGUCAUGUGGAACUGAUUCAGAAGACCAUGAAGACCCUGACAUUCAGAUCUCUCUGCUUCCCGGAUAUGAUCAAAGAUCAUGGCAUGGACAGCAAGCAGGACGUUCCCAACUACUUCUACAGAGACGACGGCUACAAGGUGUGGAAGGCCACCAAGAGCUUUGUGUCCGAUGUGAUCGGCAUUUAUUACAGCAGCGAUGAGGAGGUGCAGAGUGACGAAGAAAUCCAGGCCUUUGUUCAAGAUGUACGUGACAACGGUAUGAAAGACUUCGAUCACUGCGGGUUCCCCAGGUCGCUUGAAUCCCGCGAGGAACUGAUCGAAUAUCUGACCAUCAUCGUGUUCACGGCUUCAGCCCAACACGCAGCUGUCAACUUUGGACAAUUCGACUGGUAUUCCUGGAUUCCCAAUGCUCCGUCCACCAUGCGGAAGCCUCCACCAAAUCGAAAGGGUGUGGCAAAUAUAACCCUGAUCAUGGAAAGCCUCCCGGAUCGAGGACGCUCCAGCUGGCAUUUGGGUGCCGUCUGGGCCCUCAGCCAGUACCAAAAGAACGAGCUCUACUUGGGAAUGUACCCCGACGAGUACUUCUUGGAAAAGCCAGUGAUAGCUUCCAUGGAGAAGUUCAGGAAGAAUCUGGCAGAGAUCAGCAGCGGCAUCAAGACAAGGAACCAAGGCCUGGAAAUGCCCUACUACAACCUGUCCCCUGACAGGAUACCCAACAGUGUGGCUGUUUAAACAAACAUGGACUCUCUGCACUGUUUUUCUUAACUAUACUUCAAAAUAGGGAAAUUGGGAAGGAAAUGUAGUAAGAUUUCAACUUUCCCAGCUAUCAUACAAGUGUACUCUACUGUCUAAUU